CUCAAAAAAGAAAAAAAAACAUCAUCAAACUGGAAGGUUCUCUCUUCUCUCUCAGAAAACGAUUUUUUUUUUUAACCAGAAGCGCCGUAUCCCUCUCGGCGGCGCGGCGGCGAGACGAGCCGAGGGCGCCAGGCGGAGCCAUUGGACCCAGCUUCAUCCACCGGAGAUGGAAGCAAAUCAGUCACAAGGAUUUGGAGUUCAACAGAAGUCAGGACCAGAGCAAACUGAUGAGAUGCUAGGAUCGCAGGUUAAUCAAAAGUUCAUGGAAAUGUGCCUUGACGGUGCUGCUGUGGAAGCUGGUAUUGUUGCAGAAAAGCAAGAUGAUCCAGAGGCAAAAUUGGAGGUUCAUCAAAAGAUGGCUGAAAUGUGCCUAGACACUGUUGUGGAAACUGACAUUAACCAAGAAAAGCAAUCUGAUCAAGAGGCAAGAUCGGAGGCUGAUCAAAAGCCUGCAGAAACUAUCAGGCAGUGCACGGUCAUGGAAGCCAAUGUUAAGCCAGAAGAGCAGGCUGCUGCUAAUCCAGGUGUCAUUUACCGCUGCAGAAAGUGUCGGAGGAUGGUAGCAACCCAAGAGUAUGUCGUCACUCACGACGUAGGCCUGGGAGAGGCAGACUUCUUAAGGCGAAGAAACGAUCAAGCGGACGAAAAGAAGCCUGAAUGCAGUGCCUGCAUCUUCGUGGAGCCCAUGAAGUGGAUGCAGGCUGUGGAGGAGGGAUACGUUUCGAACAAGCUGUGGUGCAUGGGAUGCAAGACCCGGCUGGGAUCGUUCGACUGGGCAGGGAUGCAGUGCUGCUGCGGAGCGUGGGUGAUCCCGGCUUUCCAGCUGCUCAAAAGCAGGAUCGACGAGUCUCACAUGUGAUUUUACUCGACCAAGUGGCCUUCCGAUUCCUUGGCGAGUUAGUGGUGGCAAAUGGAGUAGCAUAUGUAGGACGUAGGAACAAAGGAACUACUACUAAUAGUGUCAGAUGUUUUUUUUUCCUGAGAAUGUCCGAUGUGUUUCUUUGUACAAAGUGCUUAUCUCGCCCACCGUAUCAGCUUUGUCCACCGUCUGUUUUGCUUAACGGUUCUACUACUAGAUAUAAUUGCCUGUGCGUUGCCUGUGAGACUCAUGGAGACAUACAUAUGAUAUGGCUCAACGUCAUUUAUGUUUACCACAUAUGUAGAGAUUCGGACUGAUAUGGUUAUGAUUCGGCUGAGUCCUCACUAGUUUGGGAAGGGCUGAGUCCUCACUGGUUUGGGAAGGGCUGAGUCCUCGCUAGUUUGGGAAGAGUUUAUGCCGGUAUUUGUAUCAGAUUUGGUGGCUAGUGAUAUUACUGAGCCCAGUGAUUAAUAGAAGUGUUUUCCACCGUCGAAAAA
Messenger RNA from Hordeum vulgare subsp. vulgare (domesticated barley), 1356 nucleotides. Its product is annotated as probable dual specificity protein phosphatase DDB_G0281963. The record is from RefSeq and is a predicted model, not a curated record. Lineage: Eukaryota; Viridiplantae; Streptophyta; Magnoliopsida; Poales; Poaceae. The coding region runs from base 167 to 859 and encodes 230 amino acids. Gene Ontology annotation, biological process: protein dephosphorylation. Gene Ontology annotation, molecular function: protein tyrosine/serine/threonine phosphatase activity. The transcript is spliced from 3 exons.